UCUGUGAAGGAGCGUAAUUGGUAACUGCUUCUCCUGUCCACCAUCGGUAUAAUAUCAACAAGAAGAAUUCCUAAUAAUGCUGUUUUGGAUACAAAUAUUUUUUGUUAGGGAUAUAAUGCGCAAAUAAAUAUAAUGUAAGUGGUGAGCUGAAAGACGGUUCUAUUUUUAUAACAUGUCUGAUACGUUGGAUUUAGGUUCGAACAACCUAUGCAUACCUGAAGAUGCAUUUGAGAAAUUCCAAUCCAUUUCAAUGUACGAGGAACCGGCACAACUUUCAUUAGCUAGACAAGAAACCUCGAAGGGGAUGAACUCGCCGCAAAACAGUAAUUGUGGUUUGAUAUUUGAUAAUGAGGUAAUUGUCGGUACUGAAAUCGAAAUAAACACAAUCUUUUCUGAGAGCAAUCCGAGUCCUCUAGAUAUUCAAAACUCAAAUAAUCUCUACUUAGAUACUUGUGUGACUGACGAACAGUUAAAAGACAUAUUAGAAGAGGAUAUUGUACCACAACAAGACGAAUUACAAGUGGCUAACAAACCAAAGGAAGAACAGUUAGAAGUGGACACUGUACCACAGCAAGACGACUUAUCAGUGGACACCCUACUACAACCAAAUGUAUUACAAAUGGACAUCGUACCAGAACCAGACAAAUUGCAAAAAAAUAAUGCACCACAACAAAGCAAAUCACAACAGGAUUACAGACCACAACAAGAGGAAAUACAAGUGGAUAGCAUAUCACAAUCUCCUAAAACAAGGAACAGUAGAAAGAAACGUCAAAAUAGUGUUUACUAUGAGCGUCCCUCUGUAGAAACUAAAAAUGAUAGUGGCUUAAAAUCAAGUCAAGUCUCUAAAGAAACUUUGAUUGAAAAUAAAAGUAAAAGAGCAAAGAAGACAACACCAAGAAAAUCUGUAGAAAACGAAUUAUCUAGUGCACCCUCAACAUCACUUGGUUUAGAUCAAGAGAUAAUUGGUGGUAAGAGAAUACGUAGGAGACCAAAGAGGUAUGCAUCUUCAAAUGUAUAUUUAUACUCAAGUGAUUCAGAUCAGUCUGAUACCCAUAGGAUAAUUGAACCAGAUGAGUUACCCAAAAGUGUUAAAAGCACUAAAAAUAGAAGAUCACAAAGGAAAUCUUCUAAAACUCAUGAACUGGAAGAAGAAAACCAUGAAUCUUUGCAUCCUGAAGUCUUUUCCGAAUUAUGUGAGACACUAGCAUUAAAUCCAGUGAAACCAAAUAGCAAAAGCAAAUCUAAAUCUAAAAUUAAAAUAUUGAGUGAUGUUAAAUUAACUAAUAGUGAGGAUUUGGAUAACAUGACAUUGAGCCAGAUAAAGCAAAAAAAGAAUGGUGUGGGUGAAAGUAAAUCUAAAACUGGUAAAUCAAAAAAUGGUGUAAAACAUGUUGAUGUUGAUCUACCCCUGCAACCACACAACAAGAGCGUGGAAAAAACCAAAGGCCGCUCAAGAGGAAGAGCGAGAAAAAAAUCCACUAUUGAUAACACUCCUGAAAGUAUUUCAACAAUCCAGACUCCCCAAAUAACUAAUAAUGAAAAUAAGGAAAUUGUAGAAACAAUGAAUCUUGAGACUGAAACUAUCAGCUCAACUACAGACAGUGUUUGUAAUGGCAACAAUAGUACAAGUCAAGCUAACACUACUCUUGAUACUAACAUUAAUGAAUCCUUAGAUGUUACUGACUCCUUUUCCACACGCAAUACAAAGAUGCCAACCAUGUCAGACUUUGAAUACAAUAUUGACAGUGGAUUAAGUAAGGACAGUUCUGUAAAUCAAGGCAAUUCAAAACAGGACAACAGUUCAUUGGCAGAAGAUUCCUCUAAGAGACCUAAACGUAAAAAAGGUCAAGUUUUACAUUAUCAGGAAGAAUCUGAUGAGGAUCCAUAUGCUAAUAUUGAAUUAUCUGAUGACAGUGAACCAAUAAGUAGGAAAGGUAAGAGAUAUUAUUCAGAUGAUGAAUAUGUUCCCGGGAGAAAAGAGUUAACAGAUGAAAACUCAACAGAUAGUGAAGUAUUAGAAAUAGUUGAUGAAGAUAAACUGCAAAAGAAAAAACGUGUAAGAAGUAAAAAAUCUGACAGCCAGUCACCACGUAAAAAAACAAACAAAGACAAACACAACACAACACAAGAGAUUGAUGAUGAUGAUAUUGAGGUGUCUUUGCAAGGCACUGUGAUAAAAGGAGGUGAUGAACCGCAACCCUCAACCAGCUGGGCCUGUAGUGAUGAGUUUGAAAACUUCCUAGCCAAAAAGAUUCAAGGGACAAAUUUAAAAAUAAAGAAAGUGUCAUCUACCAAUCCUAGUGAAACUAAAACCUUGGAAAUACCUAUGAUUGAUUCUGACGCAAAAAGAACUAUUGAGAUGUGUACCCAAACUAAUAUUCCUAAAAUGGCAUCUACUGCUGUACAGACCAGCUUGCCUUAUGAUGUACCUAUGAAAGAAGCUAUUGCUUUAACUGCUGAACAAUCUGAGAAAGCAUGUGAAUUCUUGACUAGUAUUGUGAAUACAACAUCUGAGUUAGGAACACUAAUGACUCAAAAAUCUGAAGACUUUAUCAAAAAGAAAAUAAACACAAAUCACGUUAAUGACACCAUGAAAGUCGAUUACUGUGUAAAAAAGUCCUUUUUGUUGCUUAAACUUGCUAAACAUAAUCUAACGCAGAUGGAGGAAGACCUAGGUAAGCAAUAUGAAAUAUUCCUCAACUCGAAUGGCCUUGCAUAUUGCAGAGAAGCACAAAAAGAGAUAUUGUCCACACCAAAUGAGAUUAGUAGUGACAGUGAUUGUGAAAUUGUAGAAGAACCAAUUGUUGUCGAAAAACCUAAUGGAAAUAGAAAUUGUGCAAGUGCAAAAAAAAUUUUCCUUAACAAAGAAUUAUCUAUCAAGAUUAAAAAAAAGACAUCGGAGAACAAAACUCUUAACAUCCUAAAGAGUGGGUCAUCUGUUUGGCUUGGUAAAACAGUGGUCAAAAAGGUUCAGUCAAAUACUCAGUCUUUUUUAGCCCAGGACAGCCGAAAUAAAAAACCUCCUGACAAUAAAAUAACAACAAAAAUGGUAAGUGACUUUUUUAAGAAUUAUAACCAUCAGAGAGUGAUGUCCACUUGCGCUUCUUUUGUGACCACAGAUUGGCUUAAAGUGAACACAGAGAGUGUGUGCAACUACUUUGUAGUAAAGCCACUCAAUUUCAAAAACAAUGUUAAUUAUCCUGAGAAUGGUGAAAUCAGUAUGAAUAGCACAGCAAGCAAUACCAGAGCUGCUGGGAGAAAUCAUGAUUUUAAUAAUGUUAAAAAUAAUGCUAAAUGUAACAUAGUUACAAGUCCAGAGACACUGUUCAAAAUGUGUUAUAGAAAAGUAAGAAACCAAUUGCAUGAAAAUAGUUGUGUCAAAGAAGUUUGUCAACAAAUACGAAAUGAACUUGCAGAUGGGAAAAAGGAGCCAGUAACAUUGUUGCAACUGUCUUUGAGAGCUUUGGGUGGGGAAGCUGCGGACAACGAGGAGCGCAGCACGUCGUCAUCUCAAACCAUACUCUCUUAUGAAACAUCACAAUCUGCACUGCCUCUUAAAAAGCUGUGCUACCAAAAAGUAGUAGAAGUGCUGUACCAUAGUCAAAAGGAUUCCGGAGAAGCUCAGCAAGCAGAUGAAACAAGCUUGAGUACACUGGCAUUCAAUGAUCUUCUUCCUAUCAGCUCACCUAAUAAUUCAUAUCAAACAAGAAGCUUUGAAUAUGGGAUCAAGUCUCUUUUUAAAUUAUGUGUAGAAUUCAUACAAAGAAAUCAAGUUUAUGAUAAUAAUAUUUUCAUACCUAAAACAUUAAAAUCCCUUUCCUUUAAGAGUGUACAACAAUUGCUUUAUGGAGAGUUUAAUCAUGACCUUAUGUUAUCUAGUCAAUUUAAUUUUACUGUUCCUCAACAUGAUGGUGAAAUAACUACUCCAGGUCUAACAAUAAAUUCUGUAAAUACAUUAUCAGAGGAAGCUUUCUUGAAUCUAGAAGAGUCUCAUGCAGAUGGCUCUGAUAGGUCUGAGUACUUUGAUGAUUUUGUCCAAGAAGACCAUUACGAGUCCGAGUUUAAUGAGACGGAAGAUAAUAACCAAACAGAGACUAAUUGGGUAUCUCAAGUGCAAUUGAAGGAACUGAGAUCAUGUGUAAAUAAUAAUAAUUCGUCAGCAGCAAUUAAAGAAGAAAAUAUGCUAUUACCAACUCAAAUUAAAAUUGAACCAGCAGAGGAAUUGCCAGAAAAUGAAGACUGUCCAGCUUUCGUCAAGACUGAGCCUACCGCGCCGGGACUUGACGAGAUGACAAUGUUUCCCGGUGUGAAACCAGAACUUGACCCCGAAACAUCUGGAUCAGGUACAGUUCCACAGAAUAAUAGUGAAUACAGCAUUGACGCUUUUGAAGAGUUUGUCACUUCCAACAAGCUCGUAAAUGGUCUACAGGGCUGCGAUAUAUACAGCCAGAGUGCAGCACGAGUACGCAGGCAGCACGAACCCGAUUAUUAUGAAGAAGUUGAUACAAGUAUGAGCUUACUAGUUCCGCAGACGUAUGAACCGCUGAGUGUUGACACAGCCAAAGGGAGCCUAAUGGAGACCAGCUCUGAUGAAGACAUAUCGAAAAGUAAAAAAGGUAUAGGCAAGAAAAAAGUUGAUAAGCGUAAUAAAAGUAAAAAUAAAAAACUUGAACAACAAUCUACCAGCAAAGAUGUCCCCGCGCAAUCCAGGGACGAGUCAUCGCUUGUAGAAGUAGCUAAUUUGACAAAAAAAAUGAGGGACAGAAUAACUCAAGAAGAGGAAAGAGAUGCUUCUACAGAUUCUGAAAAUGAAGAUUUACCUCUUCGUUUAAGAAGGAGAAAGGACCAACAGAAUCAAGCUCAAACCAGUAAAACCAAAGACAGUCAAAGCGAAAACAGUGAAAUUCAAUGUAAUAAUGUAGAUUCGACUGACAAAGUCGACGAUGUUGACAAAUUCACUGGAUUUACGGCUAUUGAUCAAAACGAGAUGUCUACGUAUAAAAAAUACAUGGAAUUCGUAUACGAUAAAAUUAUGCCCAAAGAUGAGGCAACACAGGAUUCUAAGGAUUCCUCAACGGCCAAAGAAAGUCAAGAUAGUAAUAUAGGUGAACUUAUAAGUCCCGAUGAGCCUGUAGAACUCUUAGAGUGUGAACCAACGAUGCCUAUUUUCGACGACAUUGCUGACGGUCGAAACGAAAAUAUAGAUGAACCAAAAGAAAUAGUAGAUAAACCAUUAAAGCAGAGCGCUCCGUCAUUCGUAGAUCGUCAUGGUUGGCACUGCUAUCCACUUGAUCCAGAAGAUACCAAACUCUACCUAAGUAAUUGUGUGGUUUUGGAAAAAUUGCCGGGAUCCUUUUUCAACACAUAUUUCGAGUAUCAAAAUAUGAAUAUGGAUGAAAAUGACGCCGAAAUCAACAGGUUAACAAACUUGAACACAUUGACUAGGGCAGCACAAGUGAAAGAAGUAAAAAGUAAAAAGUCUAAAAGGGAUGCUACAGGUACCAUCAAAUCUGAGCCUGGCAGUGACCCUGCAAGCCCUUCCAACUCCGACCAUUAUGAAGAAUUGGAGCCUUCUGAUGAUGAAGGCACCAGGGUGGAAGAUGAAGUGCCUCCACCUAUGCCCCAAAGGCAAACAGAAAACGCUAUUGCAAAAAAUCUUCUGAUGGACGACAACAAUAGCGAUGCCGACGAACCUCAUAUUAAAGAGGAGCCUUUAGAUAAAGAAGUUAAGAAGUCCAAAGAGAACAGCAAAACUAGGAAGUCUGGUGUUGAGUUAUCUGACAGUGAAGACUUAAUGCUGACUGCAGACAAAGUGAUGAAUAAGGAGCUGAAUCAGUUGCAUGCACCUGUAGUGCUUGACGAAGCUAAGGAGACGCCCACGAACGGACCCGUUACUAGGAAUAAACAGAAAAAUGGGUCUAAAAACCAGUCAUCGGGUAGUAAAGUAAUAGUUGAGGAUGAUUCUUCAUCUGAAGAAGAAAAACAGUGGGUCACGACUAAGGAAAAGCUUCUUAAAAGGCUGUGCAGGAAGGAGGAUCAAAGUCUGGACGACGCCAAACGUGCGAAGCUUGUAACCGAGUUCAUCGAGAGACGCACCGACUGUCCCGACUCGUAUCACAGGCCGCGACAUAAGUCCAAACGCACCAGCAAGAAGGUUCUCGAGCGACAGAAACAACUAAGAGUGUUAUCAAGAGAGCUUUUCGGUGAGCCAGACCCUUCGACAUCUAAAAGAUCACAGAAGGCUCAAGCUAGCCUACUCUACAAAGGUCGUCGUAAUAUCAGAAAGGUUAUCGACAAGAAAUCUUUAGCGCGAAGUACAGUCGUAGCUAACAUGGAGGAAUUUGAGAGAAAAAGAAGACUGAAUGCAAGGCAAGCCGCUCUGCGUGAACGGCUCGGCUGCGAGGAGGGUGUAAACGUGCUAGUCAUUAACGACGAGGUCUGUCUGGAGUACGACUUCGAAGCCAACCGGCCCAUCGUCACCGUUCACUCCUUCUUCACUAAAGUCAUGAAGGCACAUCAGUACGAGGGCGUGAAGUUCAUGUGGGACGCGUGCUUCGAGAGCGUGUCGGAGCUGGAGGCGGGGCGCGGCGGCGGCGGCUGCAUCCUGGCGCACUGCAUGGGGCUCGGCAAGACGCUGCAGGUGCUGGCGCUGCUGCACACGGUCCUGACGCACCCCCGCGUCGGUAUAAAGCGAGUUCUCGUGGUAUGUCCUCUGUCGACCGUACUCAACUGGGUCGACGAGAUCCACAAGUGGAUCGGACCCGUUACUAAUAAAAUCAAGGUAUUCGAACUAUCAAAGCUAAAGAAGACUUACGAACGCGCAUACCAACUUGAAGACUGGUUCAAUGGCGGAGGCAUUUUCAUCAUAGGCUACGAGCUCUUCCGCAGCCUCUCAACCUUGGACCCGUUCCUCGAUGACAUACGACCGACCAUCAUAAACAAGAUCCGGACAGCCCUAUUAGACCCCGGUCCAGACAUCAUAGUGUGCGACGAAGGACAUUUACUGAAGAAUGAUUGUUCCGUACUCUCUGUAGCCAUGAGUAGGGUUGUCACGAAACGGAGAAUUAUAUUGACGGGCACGCCCAUGCAGAAUAACUUGAGAGAGUAUUACUGUAUGGUGAACUUUGUCAAACCUAAUUUAUUAGGGACGUAUGCUGAGUAUUCUAACAGGUUCGAAAAUCCAAUAAUGAACGGUCAGCAUCGCGACUCAAGAGAAGAAGACAUCAAGCUAAUGAAAGCCCGAACUCACAUCCUACACAAAGUUCUGGAGGGUUGUUUACAAAGGCAGGAGGCAUCAGUCCUAUACCCCUACCUCCCUAAGAAACACGAGUACACCCUGUUCAUAACGCAGACGGCGUGCCAGUGGAAACUGUACAAACAUUACUUGAACCACUACGGGAAUCAAUCCAAACAGAGCAUUUUAAAAGACUUCCACAUUCUACAGAAAAUCUGGUCGCACCCACAAGUGUUGCAUAACUUCCAGACUAAGGCGCAGGAUCAGAGGAAUAAAAUUAAAGCUGAGAAGCUAGAAGACGACUUAGCAACGGAAGACUUGGAGGAGAUAAAACCCAACCCCACGGACCUGUGGUGGCUGGAGUACAUGGACGGAGGCAACAUGCUGGAGACCCUCGACAGCUCCAACAAGUUCGUCGUCGUGUUCCGGAUACUGGACGAGUGUAUCGCUCUGGGAGAUAAAGUACUGAUAUUCUCAACGUCACUGUUCUGCCUGGACGCGUUGGAGUACUUCCUGAAGAAGAUCAACAAGUGGAGCCUCGGCCAGGAGUACUUCCGGCUGGACGGGUCGGUCCCCGCCGAGGUGCGCCAGAAGUGGUGUCGCGAGUUCAACGCCGACAGCAACUAUAAGACUAAACUAUUCUUGGUAUCGACCCGCGCCGGCUGCCUAGGCCUGAACAUGACGGCGGCGAACCGCGUCAUCAUCUUGGACACGUCGUGGAACCCCGCGCACGACAUCCAGAGCAUCUUCAGGGUCUAUCGCUUCGGGCAGAAGAAGGACUGCUUCAUAUACCGGCUCGUUGCUAUGGGUACGAUGGAACAGAAGAUUUAUGAGCGCUCGGUGACUAAGCAAGCCGUCGCCUGCCGCGUGGUCGACGAGCAGCAGAUCGACCGACACUACAACAUGGCUGACCUCACUGAGCUCUACAAGUUCGACGAGCUGGGCUCGUCGGUGGCGGGCGGCGUGGCGGUGGGCGUGGCGGACGUGGCGCUGCUGCGCGUGGCGCGCCUGCCCGCGCUGCACGCCGUGCACGAGCACGACUCGCUGCUGCGCGGCUCGGCCGAGCAGGGCCUGCCCGAGCACGAGCGGGACGCCGCCUGGGUGCAGUUCCAGCAGGAGCAGGCGCACAAACAAAUAGAAAAUGAACUGCUAGAUGAAGCUCCGAAAACGGCAACGAAACGAUUGCACGGUCACGACUAUGCUCUCUCACCGGCGCCGGCCGAUAUCAAGACUGAAGACAAAAGUGAUGACUUUCAGCCAAGCGAAACCAAAUCUAAGAAGGGAAAGAAAAUCAUCAAGUGUUUAAUACCAAUACAGGAUAACAAGAACAAUGAAAUUGUCCCAGACAUCAAAGUUGAGCCAACUCCUACCUCAAGCAAAGCCAAGAAACGUCCCGCGUCGCCAGAACCCGGCCCCAGUAUAGACAAAGACGCAAUGAAUGAAGAAAUCAUGGUCGAGAAAAUAACAGACAUACUCCUCAAACACAACUUCCAAUAUAAAAAGGGGCGGGGCGUGGUAGGGACUCUCGUGUCAAAAGUCAGGAGUCUAGUAAUGAAAGGGUACAUAGAUAGUGAGGACAAAGCAGACGAGUUGACGUCUAGUAUAGCUGAUGUCUUGCUUCCGAAGCAAGUGUCAGUGCCGAUGGCGACCAACAUCAUGUGCGAGUCCAUCAACAACUCUGCAGCACCUUGUUACAGGACUGAACCUGAUGCUCCACCAGCACAAGUAAGGCAAAAGCCUGGACCAGCUUCAAAGAAGAAAGGUGCCAUUCCCCAAGAUAACACGCCUAGAACAACCCCAACGUUGCCUGACGCGGCCGUAAACGACCCCAGCACAAAAACUAAACGGAGAGCAGCUAUACAGGCUGAAAAACAUAUCGACUAUCUAGUCCAAGACGUUAUUAUCGAUCUAGACGAUGACGACAAUGACGCAGGUGACGCAGAUUUCGUACCGGUAAAUACCCCUAACAAAAGCCAAAAAAAAACGUCAAAAAACGGUAUUUUUUUAGAAAACGCAAAUAGCGACGGCACUUUAAACGCUGAUUCACAAAACCCUAAAGCUGUUGAUGUUGUCGCUUCUAAUUUUAACAACAACCUGAAAGUUUAUACACCUUCUUUUAGUAAAAUUAAAGUUACAUCUGAAAACAAACACGUUGAACUACCUAAACCUGUACCCGGUAGAGAUUACUCAAAUUCAGUUAAACCAACAGUAAAUAAUGAAAAGAAAAGUAAUCCUCCACUCGACGCAAGUAUCAGUAUACUGUUAAGUGAUGAUGAAGAACCUAUAAGCGCCAAGGAACCGUCGAAAACAUCAAAGGAGCCGCCGAAAACAUCAAAAGCACCGCCGAAAAUAUCAAAUUACCCGUCAAAGAAAGUAACAGAAACUCCGAAGAUCACAGAAACAGUAGAUGACGAGGUUGUGCCUUUACCAGCAACGUUAUUGAGAAACGAGAAUUUUAUCAACAUAGUCGCUUAUACUUAUUUAUCUGGUAACCCUAUGCUGGAUGAAGACGCUGCGAAGCUUGCCGCUCAGUAUAGUACGCUGAAGGCCUUUGACGAAGUCAAGCGGACCGGGAAAGAUAUCUGCAGCGGACCGAUCUAUGAUAUAGCCAUUAAGGUCGUAGGCAAAGAUGUACUCAAAAAGAUGCAGGUCUUUAUCGAUAAAACAACAGUCGGGAGUGCCGACACGGCAUUAACUGAAAAAGAGAUGACCAACCGUCUCCUAGCUACACCUAAAAGUUCUGGAAAACCGCCUGAAUUACUAAAGAGCUUUUCCCAGGCCUUUAGAAAUGACGUCAUUAAUGGCAAGUUGGGAAGUACUGCGGUACCACCAAAGGUGCAAAGAAAGCAACCUGCGGUAACUAUCACUCCGAUCCCUCCCGGUGUCGUUCCUGUUGGUCUGGUCCAAAUGGCUAACAACUCGUUCGGAGACUCUGGCGGCGAGUGCAUUCUUCCGGACAGCGAAAAUACCAUCACUAACAACCAAGACCGCGCUGAUGCCUCCGUGAAACCCGCGCAAAUCGUUAUCAAUUGCGUGUCUAGUACUCCGCCUAAGAAACCCGUUCUGUUAAAAGCGAUGCUGGAGAAACCACUUAAUGAAGAAAAACUUGCAAACAGUGCGGUUAGUUUAAGAAAAACAUUGCCGAAACCUGAUACUCCAGUGAGUACAGCGAGCCAACCGCUGCGGGUCACAGCGUGGCUGCCGACGUCACCAGCGUCAGCGCCCGUCACCUCUAACGCGGCUUCUAACUACAUCUCCCUGGACAGUGACGAGGAAGACACCGCUACGAAAACACAGCCGACCGCGCGAGCCGCCAUUACCUUGCCUCAAGAAACUACCAUUACAAGCAUAACACCGACCACCAGUAUCACACCAGUGCCCCCUUACUCGCCACACCCACAGGACCAAUCGGCCGCGAUGCCGGUCCCCGUCUCGCUGACUAUGGCGAACGCUCCCAGUGUCAGUCUGUCUUUGCUACAAAACCACGCUCCUGUCGUAACACCAACGCCGGGACGGAAGACGUUGGUGGUAAAGCAGGUCAGCAUGACAGGUCAGCAUAGGAAGAUCCUUCUAGUGCCCUCUGAUAAACUCGCCUCCAUGAACAAUACACCUUCAAUCACGGUGCAGCCAUCGGAACAGCCUCAGUCGCCGCCGCCGCCGGAGUCGCAGCCGGAGUUGCAGCCAGUCAGCUUGCUUCUAUCAAAAACAUAUACUAAAGCAAAGGCAAAGGCUAAAACACCGGCCAUAGGCACGGGGGACAUCCUAAAAGUAUCAAAAUCGGGUAAAAUUGCAAUUAUUCAAAAACCUGACAGCAAGGUAACUGCGGUAACCAGUGCUAAGUCUAUUGACCUUACGGACGUUCCUAGUACAUCUAAGCCAAGUAUUCCAAAAGCCUCGACUGUGACAAUUAACCUGACAGAUGAAAUUACUUUAACAACGGCAAAACCGAAAGUCGACAAGAAACAAGAACAAAAGAAAGCAGCCUCUAAACUAGCAAGUCAAAGCAAUGGAAAAUCGAGCUCUAGUUCUGACGAGUCCCUCUCAAUCUUCAAGGACGUUGUGCAAAUCCAAGCGUCAGACUAUUCCGAACCACCUCGGCCCCAACACAAACAUAAAUCAAGUGCUGUACGCCCAGAAAAAAGCAACGUAUCUUUGAAUGAUAAAAAGCAGUCCACUCUUAAGACGGCGGAUGGCAAGAAACUAACACAAGUGCCGCAAAGUAAGGUACCGAAACAUAUAAACGCGGCAGUGAAAAUAAAAAUAGAGGGCUUAAAUAAAACCAAAGCACUUAGUAGGAAGGAACAGGACAACUUCAUUAGGAAAGCGAUGACUAGUAUAAUUAAGCCUACUACCGGAAAGAGGCCGGAGAAGAGGGGCAGUGGCUCCAAAACCAAAAGUAGCGCCACCGCAGCUCCGGUCACUGUAGACCUCACGAAUACUCCGUUAGUGUACGCAUCAUCAAUUACGUCAAGCAUUGGUGGCGCCGCAAAGAGGUUGUCUUCUAACGUAGACAAGGCGACCGCUAAAAAGAAAAAGACUGAACCAAUGACGCUGAAGGAUUUCGAUCUGGAUGAUUUCGACGAUAUCAUUGAACUCGAAUAACGAUUCCGAUACAUAUAACAUAUUUAUAUAUGCCUACUUAUGAUCAAUGUUGAACAAUACAAUUGAUUGUGUUAAUUAGAAUUAUUGAGAGAUAUUCACUCGAGAAGCAAGAUAUUCCGAUAACAUUGAACUUUUAACUCUAUAACUAAGUACAUCAAGUGCAAAAUGGCUUGUGUUCGACUUGGACUAAAUCACAUUGAUUUUAAAUUGUAUAACUUCAAAUAUAAAGUUGCUUUUUCUGUGUUUAGAUGUAAUCAAGUAAAUAUUACAGAGUCAACUCUUAAUAUGUCAUAAAAGGUACACUUAGAAUAAAUAGCAUAUUCUCAUCUCUAUGACGAUAGCCAUAGCUGAAGUUUAUAAAUAAUAGAACAGUGUUAGAGUUUGCACUGUACGAAAUGUUUAUUUUAAUGGUGAUUGUAAUUAUUCAUUGUGUAAUAUGUAUAGCAUUAGGUAUCCAACCUUCUUAAAGUGUCCGUUUAUAGUAGAGUCGGUAAAACAGUAUAGAAUUUCACCAGAAUCUGUUUUACCGACUCAGCCCAUAUUUAGAAAGUUAGAAUUUACAAUCAGCCUUUUUGGUCGUGCAAGAAGCAACGUAAGUCUCGCAAGCAAAUACUACUAGAUAAACGACAUAGGGUUACAUUAGUACAUGUCGUUGGGUACGGAAACCUUGCGUUGCCUCAUGCACGGACGUCCCCGUCUACCGGUAGGAAGAAUUUUCAACAGUUUUUUGAAAUUUGGUAGAAAACUUAGUAAAGAAUUACUAAAAGAUAAUAGUUUUUGAAAUAUUUUUGCCCGUUUAUUCCAGUACGAUAACUCUCGAAACUUAGUUUUGAUUUCCUUUUUUUAAUUUUAAUUGAUUCUUAAACGAUGCUACCGGGCUGAGAUCGAAUAGCGAUCCAGUGUUGUGUCGUUAGCCGUCGAUUGAGCGUAGUUCCAAGUUAUGCCACUGUCAGUUUUUGUCGCUAGUGUCGAGUUCCGAAGUAUCAUUUUUAUUCGAAAUCGAAUGAAACUCGAAACGAAAGAACUCGAUGCUGUCUUUAGUAAGCCCACUGGACGUUUGGAUACCUCAGAACUUAUAUAACAGUUUUCCUCAACUCUCAGUAUUGGUAAGUAACUUGAACAAAUGAUCCUAGGACAUGUUCCGCCUACGUUCGAUUGUAUUCAAAAUAACACGUGCAAUAUACAGUCGAUCGCACUUGUUCUCUUAUAGCAUUUAUGUCAAAGCAGUAAGGUUGUUUUUUGUAAUAGUUCCUGAUUUUGAAUGACUGUACGAUUUUUUUCAAGUUCAAGUUAUUUCCCGAUAAAAUUUCAGAAAUUUGAUUGCGUGCCUUUUUACUUUUAACGCAGCUUUCAUGUAAAUUAUUCUCGAGUAGAUAAAUAUUAUUUUAAUAUUAUAUAAUAACUACUAUACAUAUGUUCUCUUCAGAUUUUUAUUUACGAAGAUAUAUAUACAAUAUGGCUAUGACAGUUACAAAUAUUUGACUAAAUAGCCAAGUCAAUGUCUUGAUUUCAUGUUUUACUUCGGAAGGUAUAUUGUUCCAAUUGUGAUAAAAGUAUGUUUUUUUUUAUUAUUUCAAGAAUUUAUGUGUCCUAUUUGAUUAUAUUGAUAGUGUAUUAUUUCAAGUUAGUCAUAACUUAGGUGUUAAUGUAAGUAUUAUAUAGUUUUUAUCUUAUGUAACAUCCAUUUUAAAAUCGAGUGUGGAAGUAAUCUCAAUUUCGGUUCGUUUCACUGUAAAUGUUUAGAUAUGUGUAUUGUAUAGGGAUGUUUAUUUUGUAUUAAGAUGUGCUCCACGGCAUCCAUAGUACCAUAUGAUGGUAGCCUCAGAGCCAGCUUCAGUAUGUAGCAACUAUAAUAUAAGUCACACACUCACGUGAUUAUUUACGAGUAAGUCCAUUAUAUUUUAUUUUAUUGCAAAUGAUUGCAAUGUUACGUUUUCUAAACAUAGUUGUAAGAUUAAAAAACAAACAGGAAAAUAAUUUCUAAUGUUUCCCUUAACUAAUUGUAAAUGUCGAAGUUCAAUAAAUAAAAACGCCAAAUAAUUAUCGCAA
Trichoplusia ni (cabbage looper) is the source of this 13885-nucleotide messenger RNA. RefSeq lists its product as uncharacterized. Gene Ontology annotation, molecular function: ATP-dependent chromatin remodeler activity; ATP binding; ATP hydrolysis activity. Bases 173 to 11836 code for a protein of 3887 amino acids. The transcript is spliced from 22 exons. Gene Ontology annotation, cellular component: nucleus. NCBI's taxonomy places the organism in Eukaryota, Metazoa, Arthropoda, Insecta, Lepidoptera, Noctuidae. The record is from RefSeq and is a predicted model, not a curated record.